UGUUACACCUCCGCAACUCGACGAUUUCUCCCCUCGCUUUAAAUGCUCGCAUCAUUGAUCGGUUGCGAGAACAUCACAAAGCAUCUGUCAUCACACCUAUAACAUCAUAAUCUCAUCUCGCCAAAAAGCUUCCGGUAGCUAGGUUAACAUUGACAGAUUUUUGUGUAGGGGCGGCAGAACGCGGGAGAGCCAACUUGAAGUUUCUCAUGAGGAGUUUGUUAGGUCGAUGCGCCGGGAACGCCUAUACAUACUCGGAGUUGAUAACACUCAGUAGCAGAACGUGAAGCCAGCGGUCUGUUCCUCCGUGUGAGUGGACGCUAAGUUACAUACUAUCAAUAAGUUGCGCUUAGGAUUUCGGUAUCGUAGUCGUAGCGUUCUGUUGCUUUUAUAUUUUUAGUCGGAUAUUUUAGUUUUGGGACAAAGAAAUGCGGUGAAGUUGUGAACACUUUAUGACAGAUGUGAGAUAUAUUUUUGACCAGUUUGGACAUUAGGGACCAUAUUCAAGGAAUAUUGUGAUACAUAUAUUGACUCAUCGCUCGUACUAAUAAGAUUGUUGCGUCCAGGAUUUCUCAGAUGACAAUCUCGAGAAAGGCGUGAGAGUUAUAAGAGGUUGACGUCUCUUCGGUAAAAGCAUGUCAUCGCGAUUUGCUCAGAAUCUCAAACAUCAGACUCCCGUACUCGGCAGAAUGAUAGGAAAAAAUGACGAGGAAAAGUCCUUCGUGAAACAUGAGAUUCUUGACGAGUACGAUGCAGACGAGGAUCAGAGGAGUAAGGCUUCUAUGUGCCCAAAAUGUAAGCCAUGGAACGUGACCAAGAGAUACACCGUGGCUCUGCUCUCGAGUGUUGGCUUCCUCAUCUCAUUCGGCAUCCGGUGUAACCUGGGCGUGGCUGUGGUACAGAUGAUAGCCAACAAGACCAGAUCCUUUAACGACUCAAAUGGGACAAUGGAAGUGAUAGAACACGAACCGGAGUUCGACUGGUCACCUGGGGUUAUUGGGAUGAUUGACAGCUCGUUCUUUUGGGGUUAUAUCGUCACGCAGGUCCCUGGAGGGUAUAUCGCCUCCAAGUAUCCAGCCAACAGGGUGUUUGGGUGUGCUAUAGCAUCGACUGCUUUUCUAAACCUUCUAGUCCCUGGGGCGGCCAAAGUUCAUUACGGUCUUGUAAUGGCAGUCAGAAUAGUUCAGGGACUUGUCGAGGGUACGACGUAUCCGGCUUGUCAUGGCAUCUGGCGCCAUUGGGCCCCACCUCUCGAGAGAUCUCGUCUAGCUACGAUAUCAUUUUGUGGUUCGUACGCUGGAGCCGUGCUGGGCAUGUCGCUGUCCGGGGCCCUGACACAGUGGCUGGGCUGGCAAGCUUGCUUCUAUUUCUAUGGUGCCUUUGGGUUGAUAUGGUUCUGCGUCUGGAUGACCUUUUCGUUUGAGAAGCCUGCCACUCACCCGACCAUCUCAGAGGAAGAGAAGAUAUACAUUCAGACAUCAAUAGGGGAGAGCCAGUCGGACGCUGCUAAGAAUGCUAAGACUCCAUGGAAGGCUUUCUUCACAUCAAUGCCAGUUUAUGCCAUCAUCGUGGCUAACUUCUGCCGAAGUUGGUCUUUCUACCUUCUUAUCAUCAGUCAACCCACAUACUUCGACCAUGCUUUCCACUUUAACCUGCAAAAAAGCGGUAUCUUGUCAGCCCUGCCACAUCUUGUAAUGGCCACGAUCGUACCAAUCGGAGGCCAGUUUGCCGACUUCCUCCGCUAUCGCCGCAUUCUCACAACGACCAACGUCAGAAAGAUAUUUAACUGCGGAGGUUUUGGUUUGGAGGCUUGUUUCCUCCUGGGAGUGGGAUACACACGUGACACAGCGACAGCCAUCACAUGUCUGACUAUAGCAGUGGGAUUCAGUGGCUUUGCCAUCUCGGGUUAUAACGUAAACCACCUUGACAUAGCACCCCGGUACGCCAGUAUCCUGAUGGGCCUCUCGAACGGCGUGGGAACCCUCUCCGGCAUGUUCUGUCCCAUUGUCGUACAGAUGCUCACGAAGAAAAAGACUUCGAAAGAAUGGGAGACGGUGUUCUUAAUAGCGAGCAUAAUUCAUUUUUGUGGAAUUGUGUUUUACGGUAUAUUUGCGUCCGGUGAGAAGCAGCCGUGGGCUGAUCCGAAAGAGGACGAGUACCCCCAACAGACACUCAAACCCGAUCCGAAUAUGGACAACGGUUACGGUACCUUAGGGGACAGUACCCUAGGUGACGACUACGGAUACGGGGAUGACAAGACUAAGAUCACGUACGGAGCACUUGAUAACAUUCCAGUUUAUCAAACGAAAGAGCAUUCAGUUCAGCCAGCAAAUAAAGAGGAUUACAUGAACGGCGACAUCAAUGAUAGAGAUAUAUGAUGAAACUGCAAUAAGGAUAAACUGAUUAGCUCGAGGGCUUGGGAUUUGGAGAGACUGGUAAUCGAAUCAAGUUUGAGAAAUAAAUCAAAACUGUUCAGUUCUCUUGUGACAGGUUUACAAUAGGCCAAUAGUAAUCAAAUAUAUUGUGACAACUGUAGAUGAAUACUAAGUGAUAGAUUGAGAUAGCUUCAGUGAGCGCUUGCCAUAAACCUUGCGCAUUCGUGUGGUGCGCUACUUUGUGAAUUGGUCUUGUUGUGGCGAAGAAUAAACAGCCCAAGAUUGAUGCAUAAUGCAGCUCCGAGUGGGGGACGUCUUGUGUAAUGUAUAAUUUGUGCGGGGUCGUGCAAAGGCAAAGACGCCCUCUUUUCAGAAGACAUCCAACUAGACCUGUAGCAAUGGAAAAAGCUAUUGGCUUCGCUUGUUGAUGGGACAUUGGUACCGUGACUCAGAAUGUCUAAACUAAACUGGUCUUUGGUGUUAGAUCAUAGACUUUUCAGUCAACACUCGAGAGUCAACAGCGUGCAGUCGAGGGUCAUAGGGCAGACAUCGCUCCCAGCCGGCCAAUCAUCAUUUGCCAGACCCAUGAAGGUACUCACAAGCUCGCUACUAGUAUAUUUGGCGAACAAAACCUCACACCGAAAGAGCAUCGAAUAUAUUGAGCCAAUUUUGCAAGUGGGUCACUCGAACAUUUGCUAUAGUUGCUCAAUGAAUUGAGGAUAACUAUGAGCACUUAAGCGAAUGAAAAUGGCAGAAUUUCAAAUAACCAGACACGAAUACACAGACAGCAAACAUACAUUUCGGCACCACAUUUCGUUCCUACUCAUCUUCAACUUCGCUUUUAGCAACCCCCUGUUUACCCCAAUACCCACAACUACCACCACUAGCUUUGCAUUAGAUCAGCGCAACCUCUAGUGGCCGAAUGCAUCCAUCGUAUUGUGAUAUUUACGAGCGUGUUAGAUGGCAAAUUGUUCUCAAUCUAGUCAGAAAGAAAUCUGUAACGUGACUUGCAAAUGAAAUACUGUGCUUUUAGAAAAUUUACAAAAUUCUAGAACUACUGAUUCCAAGGCGCACCUCUGUUAACUGGACUGUCAAUCUUAGAACGUCCUCAAGCGCUUAAUGCUGGCUUCAAUGCGGCGUUAUGCAUGUACCGGGAACACUGUUGAAAGUUCGUAGCGUAAACUCUAAUUUGAUAGAUACAGUAAACUUACUUUGUACAUAAGAUCUACUCUGUACAUACAAAUGUAUGUACGCACAGAUAUCUGGAGUUGAACUUUGAACUCUUGGUUGUUGUUGCCCUCUGAUGAUGGUUGUCGUGAAACCCCUCAAAUAUCGUAGGUUGUGAGGAGCGGGGAGCCGCGCCAUACGUAUCUAGACGCCAUGUACGGGUACGCGGCUGUAUUUGUGUGUACGAUUAUGUAGUAGAAUAUCGGAGUAGCUUAUAAAGUAGUAAAUGCAAUAUUUACACAAGCAUUUUUGAGGAGAUGAUAGUCUGUAUGCUUGAUUUCGGAUGGCUUUUGCCUUCGAUAAUGAGAGUAAGUUAUUAACAUGUGAUUCUGAUUAUCUGGGAGGACAAUCAGGACUCAUUACGCAUUAACGUUCGCAGCUUUCGUCACCAUCUGGAAGGAGAACCACUUAAUCGUAAAAGCACCCUGAUAUAGUCCCAGUACCUGCCCUCAAGUGACAGCUUUUGGAUGUAUGUAAAAUUCUCGUAUAAUCAAGAGGAUCACAUAGACUUAUAGAAAGCUAGAUAUAUGCAGCAAUUUGCCAAAUUGACAUUUUAGGGAAUUACAUCAACUGCUAAUUAUGCCAUUGCAUUUGGGCAAAAAAUUCUCUUCCAUAAAUGUAAAUCGUUUGAGAUUUGCCACCAUGUUAUGAUGAAUAAUAUCAGAAGUUUAUCACCAAUUAACUACUGAUACAUACACUGGUAUACACAGACGUAUGCAUGUGCAUGCAUAUUACAUGCACACAUCGGGCAAUGUACAUUAUCAUCAUCCCGCACGUACACGUACAUGCUAUAGUUUCACGUACAGGCUCACCGUUCCAAAAUAUCAUGUAUAAUUUAUUGAAUUGUAAAAAAGUUCCAUUGCAUGUGAUAUUAUGUACUUGAGUUGUCCUAUAUGUCGUCGUUUCAAGCAGAUUCACUGGAAUAGAAGUUGCAACUAAAGUAACUGCAUUUCGUAGGUACGUUACUGUUGUACAGUUUUAGUUAAGUGCAAAUACGGAGUAGGAUCACACGUUACAAGGGGUUCGUUACAGCGGUGACGUAAUAUUUUUUUGUGAUAAUUGAAAAUAUAUAUAGAGUAGGUUAGUUUGUUUAUACUGGCAUAUAAUGUAUAAAAAUAAAGUAUAUCAACGGUCAAAGCGUGAUGUGAACAUACAUAAGGUAAAUUAUCAAAUGUAUUUACGUUUUUUUGGAAAGCAAUGUUGUCUGGUUGCAAAUUGGGGGUCAAUUAUGUUGGGUUUGUCGUUUUGAUUGUAUCCGGUUGAAAUAGUUGAUGCAGCGAAAGGUCUUUGGCUUGUUACCAGUCAAGACUUACACACGAAGCGGCAAUGGCUAUUCUACCAACAACAAUUCGUGUUGCUGGUACAGCCUUCACUGCUAACCAUAAUUAUAUGAGGAAAGUAAUGUCUGGGAAAGAGUUUCGUCGACUUCAAAAGACAAAAGACUUAUGAUCCUUGCAACAUUACCAUUACCAACGGAAGCUUGACGUAUAAGAGCCGUGUAAAAAGAAACUGAGGAGACAGACGCUGAGCUAUAGAUGGACUGAAAGCACUGACACAGAAAUAGUACGUGACCUUUUCGGUACUAGGUACCUUAAAACGAUAUCCCAUCAUAAAUUGGGCAUAUUAAUGACGGCAUCAUUAGUAACAAAUCAAAUCAUGUGUAUUGGUUGAGUUGUGUCACCAGUUGAAUGCAUAUCAUUGCAGGAUCUAUGAGGAAGCAACCGUUAAUAUCGUCUGCUUCCUUGUAUCCUUUGCGCCAUGUUAAUAUUCGAUAAUUCUAAAUUAUCUUAUAAAGGUGAAAUUAAUUGUUAAUUGUUGUUAUUCACCAAUGUUUAUUUAUACUAUUAUGCAAAUUCUUCAUUUAGUUGACUCUCUGCAUUUUAAGUAGAUCUUAGAAAAACCUCACUUCUUGCCUAUCUAGUUUACAUUAUAUCGGAUGUAAGGAAAAAUGAACCUUAAAGGGCGUUGUCGUGAGAAGUGUUUCACUUAGGUGAAACCUCUACAUAUCAAAAUGCGUUACAUCAAGUCCCCUGCUUUGAAACACAUCAAACAAAAAAGAAUCGACCUGGCUCGCCAUGUACAAGUAUACUGGUACAUGCAUUUGGUACGUAUUGGGACCGAGUACUGCAUCGUCGCAUCUCCCUACAGUUUUCACAAAUAUGGGGACGUUAAACCGGUGGUUAGCUAAGCAAGUAUGAAACAAACACUGUCUUUCCGAUUGUGAUGUUUAUAAAAGUCUUUCAGCCUUCGCUAUCGUCACCAGAUUCUCUCCAAUAUGUUUCCAACAGCAAUUGUUGUAGCUUACAAAAUAUAUUUAUAAUCUUGACACGUUUUGUUUUGUGCUCUGUUGAAAGGCAUACUUCCACGUGCCCGAUUUGUAAAAUUGAUGCGUUCUGUUCAAUUAGAAUUUUCCUUUCCGCAUUGCCGUGUAGUCCAUGCAUGCAUAGCCUCAUAUCAUUAUAACAGUAGACCAUAUACACGUAGUUGAUGAUUGUAACAUGGCGAUAAUUAUAGACCCUAAUACUAUUUUCUUUGUAAAGAGAAUGAUGAGUUAAAUGCAAUAAAGAAAUGAUCGCAAUGACCAAACUA
Molecule: messenger RNA, 6188 nt
Organism: Lineus longissimus
Lineage: Eukaryota; Metazoa; Nemertea; Pilidiophora; Heteronemertea; Lineidae
Product: vesicular glutamate transporter 1-like
Exons: 12
Coding region: 633-2375 (580 amino acids)
Biological process (GO): transmembrane transport; neurotransmitter loading into synaptic vesicle; synaptic transmission, glutamatergic
Cellular component (GO): synaptic vesicle membrane; excitatory synapse
Molecular function (GO): L-glutamate transmembrane transporter activity; neurotransmitter transmembrane transporter activity
Source: RefSeq, a predicted model, not a curated record